AUUCCUUUUGCUUUCAUCUCCUCCUUUUCUGUCUUCUCUCUUACGGUUUUCACUUUUGAUUAAAAAAAAAAUAUUCUUGGUCCCUUUUCCUUAUCUGGGUUACUGGGUAUAAUAAUCAAAUAAUGGGAAUCGUAUAUUCCCCAGUGAUGGGAAGAGAACCUGUGUCCAGUGCUACUGCUACGCUCUGAUUUUUCUUAUUUCUUGUCUCUUUCCCAACCGUUGUCAAUUGGCAAUGCUUGAACCUAGGUCCCUGUCUUGAAGAACCAAGCUCAAGCUGAAGCUCAAAUCCUUGUAAGUUCCAGUAGCAAAGUAGCAGUGGAUACAUGAACUUCUUUUUCAUCACUAUCAAUUCAUCAAUAAAUAUAUCAGCUAAACCAAACUUCUGUGCUUGCUGUUUUGUUUGAGGUAUUCUCUUAUGAUGAGAGAAAACGUCACAAUCUACUAGGCUUAUAAGAAAAAAAUGUUGUCAACAGAACAGGACUUGCAUAAAUUUCCAUAAUACAGUGUUUAUUGUUGCCUAGCCUUAUGAUUUUGACAGAUCAUCAGUGUCAUAAUGUGCAGUCAUUUGAUUCUUAUUGUAUCUUUCUUAAAGACUCAAAAUUUAUAGUCAUAUUCGUUCACACACACACACCUCAUCAGCACCUAUGGAAGCACAAGUCAUUGAAAUCAGUGGAGAUCUUCCUGACUUAGGAAGGAAGAACGGAGGAGUAAGUAGAAAAAUUUGUGGGGAAGCAGCAUGUGGGUUCUCUAAGGAUUCGGAAGAGAGAUCAGCUUCGAUGCGAAAGCUUUUAAUAGCAGUGGUGCUUUGUGUUAUUUUCAUGAGCGUUGAAGUAGUUGGAGGGAUCAAAGCAAAUAGUCUGGCAAUAUUAACUGAUGCAGCACAUUUGGUUUCAGAUGUUGCAGCAUUCGCAAUCUCUUUGUUUUCUUUAUGGGCUGCUGGAUGGGAAUCCAAUCCUCGCCAAUCAUACGGGUUUUUCAGGAUAGAGAUUCUCGGUGCUCUGCUUUCUAUCCAGUUGAUAUGGUUGCUUGCUGGGAUUCUAGUGUAUGAAGCCAUUCAGAGAAUUAUUUCAGGGACUCGUGAGGUCAAUGGCUUCUUAAUGUUCCUCGUUGCUGCAUUUGGUUUAGUUGUUAACAUCAUUAUGGCUUUCUUAUUGGGUCAUGAUCAUAAUCAUCAUCACACAAAACAUACAAAAGAUGAUUCUACACAGCUUCUUGGGGAAUCCAAAAAUGUGAAUGUGCAGGGGGCUUAUCUGCAUGUACUUGGAGAUUCUAUACAGAGUGUGGGGGUAAUGAUUGGUGGAGGAAUCAUAUGGUGGAAGCCGGAGUGGCAAAUAGUUGACUUAAUUUGCACUCUAGUAUUUUCGGUAAUUGUUUUGGGGACAACUAUAAAGAUGCUGAGGAACAUUCUGGAAGUUCUGAUGGAGAGCACGCCGCGUGAAAUAGACGCGGCGGAGGUCCAAAGGGGGCUGCUGGAGAUGGAAGAAGUGUUGGCUGUUCAUGAGUUGCAUAUUUGGGCCAUCACUGUUGGGAAGGUUUUGCUGGCUUGCCAUGUUAUAGUUAGGCCAGAAGUGAAUGCAGACAUGGUGCUGGACAAGGUUAUUGACUAUAUCACAAGAGUUUAUAAUAUUAGUCAUGUCACUAUACAGAUAGAGCGCUAGACAAUAAUUUUUCUAGUAAUCUUUAUAACUAUGAUUGUACUCGUGGGAAACAGAAACAGAGUUCCUCUGUUUUGGAGUUUGUACUUGUCAAAAUUUGUGUUACGGCAGUGUCAUGGGACCACUCUUUGAAAGUUAAUGUAAAAUACAUUUUGA
Molecule: messenger RNA, 1811 nt
Organism: Arachis duranensis
Lineage: Eukaryota; Viridiplantae; Streptophyta; Magnoliopsida; Fabales; Fabaceae
Product: metal tolerance protein 1
Exons: 1
Coding region: 645-1658 (337 amino acids)
Biological process (GO): zinc ion transmembrane transport
Cellular component (GO): plasma membrane; vacuole
Molecular function (GO): zinc ion transmembrane transporter activity
Source: RefSeq, a predicted model, not a curated record